Molecule: messenger RNA, 704 nt
Organism: Tribolium castaneum (red flour beetle)
Lineage: Eukaryota; Metazoa; Arthropoda; Insecta; Coleoptera; Tenebrionidae
Gene: Roc2
Product: Regulator of cullins 2
Exons: 1
Coding region: 113-457 (114 amino acids)
Biological process (GO): ubiquitin-dependent protein catabolic process; protein ubiquitination
Cellular component (GO): Cul5-RING ubiquitin ligase complex; nucleus
Molecular function (GO): zinc ion binding; cullin family protein binding; ubiquitin protein ligase activity
Source: RefSeq, a predicted model, not a curated record
UAAUUUAGCGUGUUCUUGUUGGUGGCACUGUUACUAACGCGUCAAACGUCAUCGCAAAUAUUGAGGUUACAAUUAGGAUAAUAAAUAACGCCCUUGGUUGAUAACUGCCACCAUGUCGAGUUCUAUUGCCGACGAGAACGAGAACACCGAGCGCCUCGACGGCGAGGGAGCCAAGAGCGAGAAAAUGUUCACUUUGAAAAAAUGGAACGCUGUUGCAAUGUGGAGCUGGGACGUGGAAUGCGACACUUGUGCGAUUUGUCGCGUGCAAGUGAUGGACGCGUGUUUGCGGUGCCAAGCUGAGAGCAAAAAAGACUCGUACGGGAAGCAGGAUUGCGUGGUGGUGUGGGGGGAGUGCAACCACUCGUUUCACUAUUGUUGCAUGUCUUUGUGGGUCAAGCAAAAUAAUCGCUGCCCGUUGUGUCAGCAAGAAUGGUCCAUCCAGAGGAUGGGCAAAUAAUGAUUUCGUGUACUUUUCAGGGUUUGCGCUUACAUAAGUGUGACGAAUGCUUUAAAACAUUUUUCGAACGGCACCACCUGAUCAUCCAUUUGAGGAGCCACACUGGGGAGAGGCCUUAUGUAUGCCAGUUUCCCAAUUGUGGCAAGUCUUUCACGGAAAGUCAAAAACUAAAGAGGCAUCAUAAUGCCAAACAUGCCCAAACAUAAUUAAUUGUAUUUCCUUUUAUUAAUAAAAUUGUAAAACAGAA